UAAUACCGAUACUACGUACAAGCGAUGCGUAAAAGCGAAGAAAGCGUGAAUCCUCACCUUUGGUACAAUCAAUACCUUGUAUACAGGUUAUCUCGAUUGAUUCAAGUUUGAAUGACGGAAGCCCUUCUUUACUCUCAGCCUCACCUUGUUUCAAACGGCGGGGUUGUCCUGUGUGUGUGUAUGUGUCUAUCAAUUUUGUCUCCGCCCACCUAGAAUGGUGAGCUAACAAGAUAAGCUACGAGGCAAUUUGUCCCAAAGUAUUUGGAGGCUUGUCUCUUAUCAAUUGUUUCACUAAACCGGACUUUUGAUACGGACCCGGUCCGAUUCGGUCGCCUACUUCCCCGCUUCCCCCCAACCAAUCUCAGAGCAGCGCGUACCAUGCGGAAAUGUUGCUGUUGCAUCUCUGUCCAUGGAGGGUCCAUCUUCUUAGCCAUCCUGGGUAUCACCCUCUGCCUCUUGGAAUUGGUACCCAUUAUGCCAUUUCUUCUCCAAUGGAAGUCCUUUAAUCCCAUUCAGGAGAAUCUGAGUCACGCCUCUUACGUGUUCAAAGAGAUCUUGAAAGAGCACAAUGCGACCGAGGAAGAGGCCGACCAGAUCGUGGCCAAUGGCAUCUCCAUGGCCUGGAUAGGCUUGUUGGUGGAGGCUAUCCUCAGUGGGGUAUUCGUAGUGUUCUGUUUGCUGAUGAUUUGUGGCGUGGCCACCAAGAAGCGAAAGCUAAUGCUGCCUUACCUGACCUACCUCAUGGCAGCCAUUGUGAUUUUUGUCCUCGUCGGGUUCAUCCUCUGCGGCCUCUUGUGUUUUGUGAACCUUAUCUCUGGCUUGGUGGGUCUGAUAUUGGUCCUGGUCAUCACCGUCCUAAUGGCCUACUUCUGGCGAGCCGUCCAAAUGUCCUAUAAAGAACUGGGAUGCCAAGAUUACAUGUAUUCACUCGCGCCCAUGGACAGCCACUCUAAACGAAACCAGCACAAUUCUCCUCAACAAUUCGAUUUAGCCUAACCCAUCGAAGACUAAAAUACAUUUUAUGAAACAGAA
Messenger RNA from Tigriopus californicus, 1032 nucleotides. RefSeq lists its product as uncharacterized. The record is from RefSeq and is a predicted model, not a curated record. NCBI's taxonomy places the organism in Eukaryota, Metazoa, Arthropoda, Copepoda, Harpacticoida, Harpacticidae. Bases 379 to 996 code for a protein of 205 amino acids. The transcript is spliced from 2 exons.